UUGAACGGUAAUGAUCACAAGUUACUUUGAAUCUGUAAAGAAGCCCACGUGGCUUCAUCUGCAUGGAUUUACCUGAAUGUGAUAUGGCUAAUCUGAGCAAAGCUUGCAGCAAUGUGGCAGCCAUCAAUCUGAAUGUCCUGCACCAGUUCAAACCAGGGAAGCCAUCUGAAUGGAUUUGCAAAAAACCAAACUCAAAAGUCCAGUGGCAGGUGGCGGUUGAUCCUGAGACUGGCUCUCAAGACGAGCUGUUCGUGCGAGGCAAUCAGGUGGUGUGGUAUUGUGGACUGACGCCAGAGUUGAAGAUUGCUAGGGUGUCGUACAGUGUGGAGACAACAGUGUUGCAGGCAUUGUGGUGUCAGUUUGAGGACAGCUCCAGACAUGACACAACAGAUGGUGACUGUCAAAAGCUAAGAGGAGUGUGUAUAAGAGAGCAGGAGUGCCUCACUCUCUACCUACUCACUGGAGCAGUACACUAUGUCACCCUGCCAUUUCAGGUUCGGUGUGUUUGGUCCCUUGCCAAUGGUCUGCUGGUGGAGAGGAGUAUUCCGAGCGAUGGUGGGUGUGGUCUAGAGGGUUUGCCUACUCUUUUUACACUCUUGCAUCCCUCCGAUGACCUUUGCCCUGUUACAUCGCGAAGACCAGCAGAAGGUGAGUCGUACAUGUUUAGGGGUGUGGUGUCAUUGGUGGUUACUUUUAACGAAAAGCAAUAGUUUUCAUGGUUGAUAUCCAGAGCAAAUUUUCCAUGUCCCUCUGUUGUUAUGCGCAUCGUCAUUCAUGCACUCCUGGCAUCGUACAUGGUGUUCUAGCUGUGCUAUCAUAGUCAACACAAUCUGCUCUUUGAUCAUCUUUCCGAUCUUCAGUGUCUUAUUUCAGGACUGCAAAGAGCCAUACUUUCUACUAUUGUGCUCGCAGUGAAGCAAUUUCUUAGCUUGAUGUGAUGCGUUUGAAAAUCAUAGCAUUCAGUAGGACAGCUAUAGUUUGCUAGUUAGCACUUUUGCUAACUUCUGUAGCUGCUGCUCGGCACAGUUUUGCGAUCUAAGGCAAAUAAGUCGCAAUUCCAUGUAGCUGGACAACAGCCUAGAUAUUCAUGUGCAUGAUACACAUCAGCGCAGGGUUUCAUCUAGGAUUUUAAGUUUGGGGAGGGGAAGCUUGGAAAGGUUGUGCGCAAAAAAUUUAAGGUCAUGCCCACUUCCGGUCGUAACACCCCCUAUAAUUAUUGUUAUUAGUUAGCUAUUUAAAUCAUUAUAAUUGACAGGCAACUCCAUGUAACUUGGUAUAGAACACUAAACCAUGUACUAAAUAUACAAAUAAUUGUGGUAAGGAAGAUGAUGACCAAAAUUCACGAUAAAAUUGUCAACUUUUUGCACCAAAUCAUCAAAGAUAAUAUUAUCUUUGAUGAUUUAGUGCAAAAACGUUGACCUCGGAAAUUGUCCACUAAUAAGGCAAAUCUCGUGAGCUAGUUAGAGAACAAUAAUUGUGUAUGGUUUUUGUUGCCACAGUAAAAGUGUAGCGUAUCAUGUAGUCAUUUUUACUUGGUUUUUGGGUACAGGUAAUCACUUUGUUACCUAGCCGUGUGUGUAGUAUAGAUAUUUGAGGUAACACAUACAAUUUGAAAGCUGUUUGUGCAGUAAAUUGUAUAGUUUGAAAGUUUGUUAUAAUUAUAGUCAAUCGAAUGGAUGUAAUAGAAGUCUUUGUUACAGAUGACUGUUAGCCCACAAAGUAGACUAUAAUGUGUUAGAUAAAUAUGUUUAGUGAAGCCCACAAAAUAGAACAUGUAUGUAUAGUUUUAUAUGGGUCAUUUAUACAUUUAAACAUCACAAAACUGUUCUUGAAUUUGUGGUAAUGGUUGAGGUGUUGAUGGAGCAAGCAAGAGCAUGCCUGCUUGCUGAAUUCCUGACCUAGCACGAUAUAAGGUUGAGGUGUAAAGAGAAAAUCAUGACCUAGCAUGUUAACUAUGUCAAGUUCUAGUGGUCUCCAAGACCCAGCUGUAGCUAAAUUGCAAAACAAUUCAGUGUGAUUUUAGAAACUUUAACGGAUAAAUGAAGAGGUAUAUAUCACCAUGUGAUUACCGUAUAUCUUCUAAAUUUAUCGGUAAUUACCCCGGACACUUUUUGGGGCAAUUUUUGUUGUUCUAAUACAACGGACACUCCAGUUCUUUAAUAAUUAUUACGGACAAUACCUUUAAAAGUUGAGUUACGUUCAUAGACUGCAAGUAAGACUUAGAGUGCUUGCAGUUGAGUAGCUAGUUUUAGAUAGCUAGUGCAACUAUUCAGUCACACACUGUUCUAUUAAACUUAGCUAGCUCGCAUGCAGCUGCUUGCUUGUUCUAAUUAUUCCGGACACUUCGCAUGCUCUAUAAAAAUCUGUUCCAAUUAUACUCGGACAAUUUCCAAAAUAAUUAUUUUCUGCGGUCCGAUAAGAUAUACGGUACCUCUAUUUGUUUGUGAUUCGCUUUUUCAACCUUUGAAUUUACAAGGUUUUGCUAUAAUAUUAUGCUGACAACCACACUGGGGGGUACUUAUUGAUGCAAAUUUGCCACACAAGCAGUUAGCACUCAAGAUGUAGAGCUGGAUAUUCAUUUUCACGUGCAUUGGUGUAUACCUAUACUGUAUAAUUAAGCCUUGGUGUGCGCAUGCGCAAGCGAGGUAUACGGUAGUGUGUUUGUGUGUCUGUGUAGACUGUUGCUGCCCAUGCAAGGAUCAAUGAUUCAGAAAUGCAAGUAAGAGUUUCUAUAGGCUUCUCGUCACGUUAGAUUGCAAUUUGUGGAUUUGUAAAAUAAUGCUUUGUUCUCGAGUUACUGAUAUAGCUAGGUUUUGCUUGCUUGGAAUGCCAUUGUAGCCUUUUUCAGAACAGUGCGUAGCAAAACCUGUCCAUGGAGUGUUGCUAUACUCUACCUUAGAGUCUGCAAAGCUGCAUUUAGCUGUUUCAUGCAGCCAUUAAUUUAUGGAUUUUGAACUUUCAGCAACCUUUUUAGAAACGAUCAUGGUUGAUGAUUUCCCACUUUUGCACCAAUGUAAAUUUAAAAGCUAGAUCUAGUAGCUUCAUAUGUUAGGUGCCUCCACUGAGGCCGCGAUGCUUUCAUUACUGGCACGGAAUUAUGUGCGUAUAAAUUAUCGUCUUUUCAGGCUGUUCCUUCAUCAAGUAUACUAUAGAUGAUGUCGUUGCUGCUCAAAAUAGGUCAACAUUAGAGGCACAUGGUGCUCAUUUUUAUAAACGUCACUUAUCUGAUAAAGAGGAUGGAUGCGUCACAAAGGAUGGAUGCAAAAAACUUAAGAUUGUGUGCUUUAUAUUAGAGUAUGCAUCCAAUACACAUGCAUGUACUUACUUUCUGUCUAUGUGUAUACAUGUGUAUAGUGAGACAUUGUGAUGAAGGAUGUAUGUUUGUUGGUUGUUGAUGCCUUCUAUGUUGAUGUCUAGUCUGUGGUUAUGAUAUUACAUGGUUGAGGGGGCAAGCAAGAGCAUGCCUGUUGGAACUGAUUACCUUGCACAUUUAACUGGUUUGUAAACUGAUGGUGUAUAAAAAAUGUGAAUCCUUCUAGUUGCACAUGUUUAGUUCAUACUGUCCUGUUAGUUAACGCUACUACUACGUCCAGUUACUGUUCAGGUAAGUAUAUAUGCAGUCAAAACUUCGUACUGUGCAGAAAAUAUUUUGGCAAUACACGCUUGAAUAUGUAGCUAGUUUACAAAUUAAAUAUUAAUUAUUGGCAUGAACAAACACUAUCAAAAUAUUAUAUAGAGCUACUAGCAUGGCUAAGAGGCCACACUAGAUCAGUGAGGAGGUGCUGCAUGAAAUUGUAGGCUACCCACUAGCCAGAGUACAGCAAGGUAACAGAGAUGUGCCAGUCAUGGAGGGCAGUGAUGAUGAGUUUUCUGAUUGAGAACAGUUUGGAGAGGAGCUUGAAGAUCUGGAUAGGACAUUGACACUGCAUGAGCUGAGCACUGUUGUGAAAGUCCUACCACCAACGUCAACCUUCCUGUACAUGGCAUUGUCUGUGCGCGUGUAUGUGUAGGCGACUCCAAGGUACUCCAAAAGGGACCCAGUGG
This is a messenger RNA of Halichondria panicea, 4044 nucleotides long. RefSeq names its product anaphase-promoting complex subunit 1-like. The record is from RefSeq and is a predicted model, not a curated record. The transcript is spliced from 6 exons. Gene Ontology annotation, molecular function: molecular adaptor activity. NCBI's taxonomy places the organism in Eukaryota, Metazoa, Porifera, Demospongiae, Suberitida, Halichondriidae. Gene Ontology annotation, cellular component: anaphase-promoting complex. Gene Ontology annotation, biological process: anaphase-promoting complex-dependent catabolic process; metaphase/anaphase transition of mitotic cell cycle; protein K11-linked ubiquitination. The coding region runs from base 63 to 710 and encodes 215 amino acids.